CCGUGCCGGAGCAGCUCAGUGGAGAAGAAGAUUUACAUCCCCCUGGAGCGCGCCGCGCCCUGCGUGCGCCUGCUCAACGCCACGCACCAGACCGGCUGCCAGGCCUCGCUGAGCGGGAACACGGGCGUGAUCCACGUGGUGGAAAAGGAGGAAGACCUGGAAUGGCCGCUCUCCAAAGGGCCCCAUCCCCCCUACAUGAUCCUGCUGGACGGGAAUCUCUUCUCCAGGAAAGUUUUGAUGCAGCUGAAGGAGAAUUCCCGGAUUUCUGGCCUGGCUGUUUCCCCUGCCUCUCCCGCCCCUCCCCAAGGAUUUUCCCCGGGAUUGAAAUGUCCCAAUGAUGGAUUUGGGCUGUAUUCGGAGGCCUACGGGCCGCAGUUCGCUCACUGCAAUGGCUCCCUCUGGAAUCCCGGCGGGAGCGGCCUCGCCUUCGAGGAUUUCCCCUUCCCCAUUUUCCUGCUCGAGGACGCCAACGAGACCCAGCUGAUCAAAGAGUGUUUCCUGGCUCACAACGUGCCGGGCGCGGGCGGCGCGGCGCCGCCGUUCCCGCUGUGCGCGCUGCAGCUGCAGGCCCACAUGCACGCCGCCGCCAGCACGGCCACCUGCAUGCGCCGCAGCUCGCUGCAGAGCGCCUUCAGCAUCAACCCGGAGAUCGUGUGCGACCCGCUGCUGGAUUUCAACGUCUGGAGCUCCCUGCAGCCCAUCAACGCCUCGGGGAAGGUGGAGCCCGGGCAGCGCCUCGUGCUGGCCGCCACACGGGUGGACAGCCGCUCGUUUUUCUGGAAUGUGGCUCCGGGGGCCGCGGCCUCGGUGGCUCCGUUGGUUUCGCUCCUGGCGGCCGCCGAGGCUCUGGCGGCGGCUCCGGGAUCGCAGCUCCUGCCCCGGAACGUUCUCUUCGUCUUCUUCCAGGGGGAGAGCUUCGAUUACAUCGGCAGCUCCCGCCUGGUUUGGGACAUGGAGCAGGAGAAAUUCCCGCUGCGCCUGGAAAACGUCGGAGCCUUCCUGGAGCUGGGCCAGGUGGCGCUGCGGAACGACUCCGUGCUCUGGCUGCACACGGAUCCCAUCUCCCGCCGGAACGAAUCCGUGGACGAGCAGGUCCGGGCUCUCCUGGCCGCUCUCGGUGUCGCCGCCUCCGGCUCCGGCGUCUCCGUGCGGGAACCGGGAUUCUCCCGGCCCCUCCCCCCCUCGGCAUUCCAGAGGUUCCUGCGGGCCCGGAGCAUCCCGGGGGUGCUGCUGAGCGACCACCGGGAGCAAUUCCACAGCAGGUAUUUCGAGAGCAUUUACGACACGGCCGAGAGCAUCGGGCUCCGUUAUCCCGAGGGAUCCAGCCCCGAGGAGCGGCUGGAAUUCGUCUCCGACACCGCCCGGGUCCGCGGCAUUCCCGGGAUUCGGGACCCGGGGGAUUCCCGGGAUUUGGGACCCGGGGGAUUCCUGGGAUUCCUGGGAUUUGGGAUGAAGGGAAUUCCCGGGAUUCAGGAGCUGGGAUUCGGGAUCCAGGGGGUUCCCAGGAUUUGGGAUCUGGGAGGAUUUUGUCCCGGGAUUUUUUCCCGGAUCUUUCCCGGAUCUUUCCCGGUUUUCCUCCGCAGGUAUUUCGAGAGCAUUUACGACACGGCCGAGAGCAUCGGGCUCCGUUAUCCCGAGGGAUCCAGCCCCGAGGAGCGGCUGGAAUUCGUCUCCGACACCGCCCGGGCGCUGGCCCAGGUGGGGACGCUGCUGGCCCGGACGCUCUUCUGGUGGGCCGGAGGCACCGAGGGAGCCGCGAGCAUCCAGGCUGAUCCCAAAACGGUCGCCCGGCUGCUCUACGGAUUCCUGAUCGACUCCAACAAUUCCUGGUUCCAGUCCCUGAUCAAACCCGACCAGGCCGGGAUCCUGGGCCCGUUUCCCCAGCACUACGUGGCCGUGGCCAGCCCGGCCAACACGACCCAGCUGCUGCAGGCGGCUCUGGCCAACCUGACGGGAACGCGGCUGAACCUGAGCCGGGAGCAGUGCCAGGAUCCCGGGAAAACACCGGGAACGCAGCCCGAGCUGUUCGAGUACCGCUGGGUGCAGGGUCCCCUGCUGGACAAUUCCAGCCGCAGAUUCCCGGGCUGUGUCCGAUCCGGCGCCCGCCUGGCCCCGGCGCUGUCCCCGGCCUUCGAGCUGCGCCGCUGGGAUUCCCGGGAAUUCUCCACCUGGACCGAGAGCCGCUGGAAGGAGAUCCGGGCUCGCCUCUUCCUGGUGGCCAGCAGGGAGCUGGAGCUGCUGACGCUGCUCCUGGGGCUCCUGGUGCUGCUCCUGUCCCUCCUCUUCACCUUCCUCAUCAGCUCCCGGGCCCAGCUCCUCUUCGGGACCCCCCCCGGCCCCUCCGGAUACUGAAAAUCCGGGAAAAGCCGCCGGGAAAAACCGGGAAAAACCGGGAUCGGCCUCGGGAAUCCCCCUCCCGGAGCUGGGAAAGGGGAGAGGGGUUCCCGGGGAACGGCGCCUGGGGGGAAUUCCCGGAAUUCCGGGUUGGAUUCUCUGCCCUGGAUGGGAAUUCCCGGAAUUCCGGGUUGGAUUCUCUGCCCUGGGAGGGAAUUCCUGGAAUUCUGGGUUGGAUUCUCUUCCCUGGGAGGGAAUUCCUGGAAUUCUGGGUUGGAUCAACACCCUGAGCGGGGAAUUCCCGGAAUUCCGGGUUGGAUUCUCUUCCCUGGGAGGGAAUUCCCGGAAUUCCGGGUUGGAUUCUCUGCCCUGGGAGGGAAUUCCCGGAAUUCCGGGUUGGAUCAACACCCUGAGUGGGGAAUUCCCGGAAUUCCGGGUUGGAUUCUCUGCCCUGGAUGGGAAUUCCCGGAAUUCCGGGUUGGAUUCUCUGCCCUGGGAGGGAAAUUCCCAAAAUUCCUGUUCGGAUUCCACGCCCUGACUGGAAAAUUCCCGGAAUUCCCGCUUCCCUGAGGGGAAAAUUCCUGGAAUUUCUGGAUCAAUCCGGUGCCCUGGGUGGGGAAUUCCCAGAAUUUUCCCGGAAUUCCCGGUUGGAUCCAUCCUUUCUCCCAAAAUCCAGAUAAAGGAAGGAUAAAGGGGGGGUUUUUUGGGGGGAAAUUGUGAGGAAUUCCAGGGGUUCUGGGAAUAUCCCGAUGGAAAAAUUCCCUUUUUUUUCCUUGGGAUUUGUAAAUAUUAUAAAUAAAUCCAUGGAAUU
Messenger RNA from Pseudopodoces humilis (Tibetan ground-tit), 3145 nucleotides. The record is from RefSeq and is a predicted model, not a curated record. NCBI's taxonomy places the organism in Eukaryota, Metazoa, Chordata, Aves, Passeriformes, Paridae.